AACACGUGUGGAGACAUUUCAACGCAUUUUGCAACGCCACCGUAAUUUUGCAGUACAAUUUGGACGGCCUAUAGAUUUCAACGCAGAAUCGCACCGUGUGUUAUAUUUCGUGUGGGAAGACAAGAAAAUUCUUCAAAAUGCCUGACUCAGAUUCAGAAGAAGAGCCUACCAUAGCUUCAGACGUCGUCGUCACCAAGUAUAAAAUGGUUGGCGAUAUGGUUAACGAUGUCCUGAAGCAGGUAAUGGUCAAAUGUGUGGCAGGUGCAGAGGUCGUCUCCAUUUGUGAUUUUGGAGACAAGACUCUAGAAGAGAUGACAGGCGGGGUCUACAAGAAAGACAAAGAAAUGAAGAAAGGUAUUGCAUUCCCAACAUGUAUAUCAGUCAACAACUGUGUAUGUCACUUCUCACCGCUACGGAGCGAUAAGAAAGUCGAGCUGAAGGAUGGGGAUGUUGUCAAGAUUGAUCUUGGUGCCCAUGUAGAUGGCUUCAUAGGCGUCGUUGCACACACCCUGAUUGUCGGGGCAUCGUCUGACAACAAGGUCAAAGGUCGAAACGCUGACCUUCUCAGGGCAGCACACACAAUGGCUGAAGCAGCAUUAAGGAAAGUCAAGCCAGACACACAGAAUAAUGAAGUAACGGAGAUGAUCCAGAAGGCUGCUGAGUCUUUUGGUUGCAAACCAGUCUCAGGGAUGUUAUCUCAUCAACUCAAGAGAAACAUCAUCAAUGGUGAAAAGAGUAUCAUCCAAAACCCUACAGAAGAACAGCUGCGAGAGCACUCCAAGUGUACCUUUGAGGUUCAUGAGGUUUAUGCUAUAGAUGUACUGGUGAGUACAGGAGAAGGCAAGGCUAAAGAACGAGAGAAUAGGGUCACGGUCUACAAGAGGACCGAUGAAACUUACCAGCUCAAGAUGCGUACCUCGAGAACAUUCUUCAGUGAGCUGACCAAGAGAUUCACCACAAUGCCUUUCUCACUCAGGUCGUUUGAGGAUGAAGGCAAGGCUCGUAUGGGUAUCGUAGAAUGUCUGAACCACAAUCUUGUUGAACCUUAUCCAGUUCUAUAUGAGAAAGAUGGUGAGUUUGUGGCACAGUUCAAGUUCACAGUGCUCUUGAUGCCUAACGGACCCUUGAAGAUAACAGGUCUACCGGUCGAUCUAUCUCUCUAUCCAUCAGACAAGUCAGUUGAAGACAAAGAACUAAAGGAGCUGCUUAAUUCCUCAGUUAGUCGCAAGGCUCAGAAGAAGAAGAAAAAGAAGGCGGCCAAGCAAGCAGAGGCAGCAGAAGAUGAAGAAGCGCCUACCCUGGUCGAGGAGAAGAAACCUACCCUGGUCGAGGAGGAGAAGAAAUGAUAGCAAGUCAUUCAUAUCUGUGUAUAGGACAGUAUUGUGUGUACGACCAUCAUCUCAACGUGUGCGGACAAGAUGGUGUAGUUUUCAGUUCCCUCUCCCCCAUAUCCUAUCGUCUUUUAAAUUUUAGUUUCUUUUUUAUUAUUUCUUGCUACAAGUAUUUUUUCAACUUGUAAUUAUUGAUUUCUAUGGAAGCCACAGUUUUCUGCCGGGAUGGUUUGUAAGAAAGUGCAGAGUAUCUGCAUGAAGCAAGAGUGGAAUCUUAUGCAUUUGUGACCAUUGAUAGUUUAAUGAAGAAGAUAUAGAUCGAGGUUUGUUGGUGAGGGUCAAUUAAAACAGGCUAUAAGAAAGAUUUGGAUGAACACAGACGUAGAGAUGGAUAAAAGUGUUGACUGUACUUGAGCCUUCAUAUGGGAUGCAUUGUCUAUGGUGUAAGGGCAUGGGUAAGGAUGAGAUUGAAAAGAUUGCUUAGAAGAGGGAAGAGCAAAUAACCACCACACAGAUGAAAUUUAAAGAAUGUUUAGACAUGAGUAUGUUAUGCAAUUAUACUUUGAAGGAGUAAAGAGGGAUAUGAAAUCAUUGAAGGUCUGUAUCUUAUAGUCCAGAAAAUCAAGGUUUAACUAAAAAAGAGUAUGUUUGAUUUUUAUAUCAACAUUUAGAAUUGGGACCGAGUAUUUUGCGGAUGUUUUAUGAUUAGCUAUGAAUGGCAGAGGGCCUUGGCUGACGUGUUUGUGAUUUUGAGAUAUCAGCCAAUAUGGGUUUGGGUAAAGUUUUAAAGAAAAAAUAAGCAAGAUAUUUUGAUGGAAAUGUAAAGCCUGCGACUGGAAAAGGCAACUCUGUAAUUAUUAUCUUUGUAUCCUCAUUGUUGAUUUCUGUUUCCAAGAUUCUUUAUGUCAUGUCAGCUUAUUCUUCUGAUUGUAAGGAUGAUUGUAAGGACUGUUACCAAACAAUGACGUCAUUUGAUAAGAUUUUCUUCUUUUCAUAGCUUGAGAUUGAGAGAAAAAGCUUUUAAGAUCUGGAAAGGUCAUAGAGAUAAUUGAAAUCAUUGUUUCUUAUUUCAGUUAAAAAGACAUGUGGUCGAUGUUCCUGGGUCCAAUUAUUUGCAGUGACGUGCAGAGAGAAAGACUCAGAGAUGUUGAAAAUGUUAAUAAGAGCCUUUUAAGAGAUGAAGAUUCAGAUCUUGAUAUAUGCUCUAUGAGCCAAGCUCUUUAUAUAUCAGUAUGUGCCCUGGUAGGACAAAAUUCAUAUUUUGUGUAAUUUUUUAUCAAACCUAUUACGGCCUCAAGACAGACUAUUCUUGUAUACAAGCUUUAUGAAAUCUUGCUCGCAGUUGUAGUUGUGUUUUGUAAUGUCAACUUGAAUAUUUAGUAUGAAGGAUCAUUGUGUGCCAGUCUCAAAGAUGUUUUUAGUAAUGAGUGUGAAUUGCUUUUUUCUUUUUCCUUGGCCAAUUAUUGAUCAUGUAAAAUACUUGGUUCAAGUAAUGGCUAGAGUCUUCCAAGAGUUUGGUAGUACUUAGUUUAGUUUUUAGAUCCUAUGUUUGUGGAAAGCCAGAAGUUCAUAUAUAUAUUCAGGAGACCCAACAUAAUCUGUAGAAUUUGCUGAAAAUAUAGAAUUCUUUUCCCACAAAGUGUAAAACAAUCAAUGGACAUUUUCAAUUUGUUGAAUUAAUCCUUGCUAUGUGGUCUUGGAAUUAAUUGAAAGCUCUCUGAUAAACUAUCCAUAGAGAAUUUUAUUUUUAUCCAAACAAGGUAGAUGUGCUCCUCAACAAAUUGUAUAAAAGUAUCUUCUGUAAUAAUUUGUCUGGAAUUUGUGGUUUCUUUAUUGGUGCUUUAACUCGUCACCUGCUUUGGUCAACCAUUCAGGAAAGUGAGAUUGCCAUAUUUGACAUUUGUCACACAUUCAGUGCUCAUGAACUGUACACAAUGUGGCAGUCUCGGGUUUUGAUCCAUGGUGAAAAAUGAGGUAAAAGGAUAUUUAAUUUUGAUAUGGUCGUACCACAUGAAAACAUUGACAAUUUAAGGGGUGGGAAAUAGUCCCCCCCCCCCCCCCCUGCACCAACAUGUGAUUUUAAAUUUUAACAUAUUUUUUUUGUCAUCAAGACAAUCUGCUGUUGACGGUCGUUAUCUUUUAAUUUUGGGCCAUUUCCCUGUUAAUCAUAAUUUUUAGAUUUUUAUUUGUAUUAAUACGAUUGGUAUGAGCUGUGGUUUAUGAGUUAUCACUGUGAAACCAAUACUACUUGUAGAUAAAACCUUAAAACUUGAAAUAUUUCAAGGAAUUGGGGACCACCAUUUACUAAGUUUUCGCUGUUUUGCUCUCAAAUGGCUUGUGAAAUGUAUGAAAAGAAAUUGUGAAUUCUGUGUUCAUGAAUUAUGUAUCGUUUGUCUCUAAGAGUGAUUAUGUAAUCAAAUUAUUAAUUGCUUUGUUAGAUUAAGCCCUCAUUGGUAUCAUUUAUAGAUAGCUUUUGUAGAAUAAGCAACUAUGAUCCAUAUCAUUUGUGUAUUCAACUAUUCUUUUUCAAGUAGGAAAUCUUGACAAAAAUCUAGGAAUUAGUUGAAGAGAUGACCGUCUUUGGUGGCGAUGUUUCUGCAGGCAAUGGGCACAUCUGUAUGAUCUGAUGUUAUGUCUUAAUGACGUAUGUGAUGAUGAAAUAUUUGAGUAGUUUUAGGGAUGGGGGAUUGCCCGGUACCGUACAAUCAGUCAUGUCUGUGGUCUUUUGCUUAUUUUUUCAUUCUCAAUCUUUAUGUUCUUUUUCAUGAAAACGAGGAGAAAAUAAAAGUAAAUGCCAGGUGAUCACAAUAAACAAGAAGAAAGGAA
Molecule: messenger RNA, 4157 nt
Organism: Strongylocentrotus purpuratus (purple sea urchin)
Lineage: Eukaryota; Metazoa; Echinodermata; Echinoidea; Camarodonta; Strongylocentrotidae
Product: proliferation-associated protein 2G4
Exons: 10
Coding region: 138-1346 (402 amino acids)
Source: RefSeq, a predicted model, not a curated record